Messenger RNA from Colletotrichum graminicola M1.001, 1062 nucleotides. Its product is annotated as methyltransferase domain-containing protein. Lineage: Eukaryota; Fungi; Ascomycota; Sordariomycetes; Glomerellales; Glomerellaceae. The record is from RefSeq and is a predicted model, not a curated record. Gene Ontology annotation, molecular function: methyltransferase activity. Bases 1 to 1062 code for a protein of 353 amino acids. The transcript has 3 exons.
AUGUCUGCCGAGCAGCAAGUGUCGGAAUCCACCGAGGCCACGACGCAAGCUGAGGGGUCCAUCGAGGCAGACAGCGAUGAGCUGGCGUCAAUCUUUGACUUUGACGAGGCGAGCUCGUCCGAUGGAGGCUACGUAACCGACAGCGCGACGAACGCCAGCACGUCGAUCGAGUCGUCGGUCCGAGACUACUUGUACGAGAACGGGCGACGAUACCAUCGGUUUCGAGAAGGGCAGUACAACUUCCCCAACGACGAGAUAGAACAGGAGCGGGAGGACAUGAAGCAUGCAAUGGUGAAGCUGCUGUGCAACCAGAAACUGAGCUUUGCGCCGUUGGGCGAAUGGCCGCAGCAGAUACUUGACAUGGGAACUGGGACAGGUGCAUGGGCCAUUGAGAUGGGCGACCGGUACCCCAGCGCAACAGUGCUCGGUGUCGACCUCAGUCCAAUCCAGCCAGAGUGGGUUCCGCCCAACGUCAAGUUCGAGGUGGACGACGUUGAAAGCCCGUGGUUGUAUCCGGCGAACCACUUCGACUACAUCCACUCUCGGCACACGGUCAUGGCCAUUAAGGACUGGGAGGUCCUUUUCCAGCGAGCAUUCGAGCAUCUCAAAGCUGGUGGCUGGAUCGAGCUCCAGGAAAUCCACCACUGCCCCAUGUCAGCAAGCAACUCGCUUUCGGCGACUCAUCCAGUGGCACGGUAUUGGGGUAAUGUGGUGCAAGGGCUUUCGAACCUUGGUAUUGACCUGAACGCGGCGGCGGGCGAGCGAUUGCCCAAUAUGAUGCGAGAGGCGGGGUUCAUCAACGUGACAGAAAGGGUAUUCCACGUGCCGAUUGGGACAUGGCCGCGGAACAGAGUGCUCAAGACGGUGGGCAUGUACUGGAGAACCAUCCUCCUCGACGGGCUACAGGCCAUCGCUCUCGGGCCCUUCACCAGGGGGCUGCAAUGGUCGGCGGAGGAGACGGAGCUGUUUCUCGUCGACGUAAGGAAGGCGUACCACGAUACGUCGGCGUUGAUGUACAUGCCGCUGAGAAUCAUGUACGCGCAGAAGCCGACGGGUGUGUAG